This is a messenger RNA of Adelges cooleyi (spruce gall adelgid), 948 nucleotides long. RefSeq names its product probable zinc transporter protein DDB_G0282067. Bases 1 to 858 code for a protein of 285 amino acids. Lineage: Eukaryota; Metazoa; Arthropoda; Insecta; Hemiptera; Adelgidae. The record is from RefSeq and is a predicted model, not a curated record. The transcript has a single exon.
AUGUACGAGACCACCGCGUUAAGAUGCGUUCUAGUGUUUAGCCUGUGGUAUCAGGUGCACGGCCACGUGGCCGCCAUCGAUCCAGGAGGACAGCAGCUGCUGGCCCAGGCGUCUCAGCUGCAACCGUUGAAGUCACCGCUGGCGUUCGGCGUAGUACCGAACACGGCGACCGCGUUGCCGGUGGAAGACCAGGUGGCGGCCGCGUCGCACAAAAAAAAGAAAAAGAAGAAAAAAUCGAAAAAGUUCAAAAAGGGAGGUGGAUCCAGUCACAAGGCGGACCACUUCAACAAGAAAGGUAAAAAGGCCGACAAGGGUUACAAGUCCAAGCACGAGGAGCACAAGGGAAAAAAGGGCCAUCACAAGAAGGAGGACAAGAAAAAGCAUUUCUCCGAAAAAGGCGGCCACAAGAAGAAGCACCACGACGAGGGCGGUUACUAUGCGGACCAUCACAAGGGAGAGAAGGGCGAAAAGGGACACAAGUACGAGGACAAAGGAGCGUACAAGAAGGGUCACAGCACCAAGGGCAAGCACGAGGUGCACAAGCUGGACGAGUACAAGAAAAACAAAAAGUUCUACGACGAACACCACGACAGUGGACACCACAAGAAGCACGGUGGCUACGAACACAAGCACGGACACAAAGAAGGCAAGAAGUACAAAAAGGGACACAAACACUCUGGACACCAUCACGACCACAAGGGCAAAAAGGGCAAGCACAAGCACGGCAAACACUACAAGGAGAACAAAGGGCACAAAAAGGCGGCCGGACACGACGAGAAGUAUGGACACAAAAAGAAGUACGGCAAGAAAGGAUCGCACGACGAGCACAAAAAAUGGAAAUUUAGCAAGAAACAAUAAGUUAUUGCAUGAUUACUUUUAUACUCUCAGUGAGUCGAUUAUUUUUUUUACUUUAAUAUCUUAUACCAACUAUAAUAGUUUAAGACCUAU